Symbiodinium pilosum is the source of this 2250-nucleotide messenger RNA. The record is from the annotation of a GenBank genome assembly. Lineage: Eukaryota; Dinophyceae; Suessiales; Symbiodiniaceae.
AUGGAGAUGCUUGCUCAGGGCUACAGAGUGGAUGGUCAGGACUCUCUUGGCAAUACGGCACUACACUGGAUUGCAUAUUUCAGACUGGACACCCUGCUCAGCCCACUUUUAGAGAAGCGCGCGCGCCCCGACAUUGUCAAUAAUUCCGGCGAAUCUCCAGUACAUUUUGCUGCGAUGUCUUCCCAUGUAGCUGGCUUGGAUGCAAUGACACAAGCCAAUCGAGCUCUGCUAUCACUUCAUGACAAGGAUGGGUACACCCCUUUCAUCGUGGCAGCGAAGCAAGACAACUCUACCAUCAUGGAGUGGAUGUACCUGAAGGGUGUUAGUAUAGAAGAGCAAGAUGACGAUGGCAGAACCGCCCUUCACUGGGCGUGUUACCAUGGGAACAAGAAGACGGUACAGUGGUUACUUUCGCGUUCUGCUAGUAUCGCCCACCGAGACAGUGAUGGUAUGACAGCAAUCCACUGGGCGGCCAUGAAGGGCCACGAGCUCAUUGCAGACAUGCUCAUAGAGGUCGGAGCUGUGAAGCUUUUGGAUAUCCCGGAGCGCAAUGGGAUUACUCCAAUCGAGUUUGCCAUGCAGAAGAAGAACAGGUACAUGGUGGCGUCCUUCCACAAGUCGCAGGUAUUGAGCUAUCUGUUGGGCAGGCCGUAUGUGUUCUGCAAUUCUUUCGCAACUCUGUUCAUCUGCUUCAUUGCCUUCAACAUCCUAGUGUUCGCCUUGAUCAUAGCGCCAGGUAUUGCGGCUAGAAAUCCGGAGGCAGUGAUGCACUGGUCUGUAUUUAUGGGACUGUCACUGCUCCUUUGGGUUCAGUGCUGCUUUUCUGAUCCCGGCUGUUUGCGGCCGCAUACCAUACACCCGCAGCAUCACCUCCUGGGCAAUGACCCAGAGAAGACGUUUGAUGUUGAGCAACCAAUUGAGUUACAGAUGGCUCAUUGCGAUAGUGUGUUGCAGCAGCUGACGCUGACAUGCGAUGGUGAGGCACCAGAAGUCAUGAAGCUCGAGCUGGAGCAAAACAAAUACAACUAUCAGAGGCAGCUCUUGAGACAAGCCAGGAAGCGGCUUGAAAGACUUUGUGGCAUGGGCGAUCCUCGAAGCCCAGCUAAGGGCGAAUCUCAGCCACUCAUUGCUCCAGGCUAUAAGGAGCGCAUUGCAACACAGCAGGCUCAACUGAAUCGAGCCACAGAGGCUCUUCAUGAGCGUGAGAGGUCCACUGGAGAAAGCCUGGGCCGUGCGCGAGUGGAGCAGCUCCUUGGAGAAGGAUGUGGCGAGUACCUUUCGUUGGUGGAGAAAGGCGAGUUCAAGCAUGUGUGCAUCAUUUGUCGUGCGCGGCGUGAGAUGCGAUCCCACCACUGCAAGGAGAUUGGCCGCUGCGUUGAUAAGAUGGACCACCACUGCCCGUGGAUUGAUAACUGUGUGGGCUUAGGCAACCAGCGGUCCUUCUAUAUGUUUGUCCUGCUCCUUUUCACCACCAUCAUCUACUUCUACUACGCAGUUUUCUUAUAUGCAUUUGACAAAGUGUUUCCAGAGAUUUCACAUGGCUCCUUCGGUGAGCUUCUGCAUGCCCUGACAAGCGGGUCCCUUGCGCCUGAGCUACAACCGCUUGUAGUUCUCAUUGCAACUGUGUUUGAUUUGUUUUGGGUGUAUUUCGUGGGUCUUUUGGUUGUCCGGCACACGGCAUACAUGCUGGUGAAUGUGACUACUUGGGAAAUCCAGAUGAGACCGCCUCAUGUCCAGCGACGCUUUCCAAAGGCUCGGAGAAAGUACUGGUUCCUCCAAGGUUGUGGACUCAUGUCGGCCUUAGCUAAUUGCGCAAAGUUUUGGAUGCUGGACGACAGCGGUGACGUGGCAAUGUUCUUUGGACAUCCUCAAGAGAGCUUCGUGGCUGCUGAACGCAAGCUGGAGGGCAAAGUGAUCCACAAAGCGGUUGUGCACGACGUGCCCGUGAUGGUGGAGUCCGGUGUGGAGACUGCGCGUCCGUACGUGCAGCAGGCUGGGCAGGUCAUCCACAAAGCUGUUUAUCACGACGUGCCGGUGAUGGUGGAGACGGCCCGGCCCUACGUCGAGGAGGCCGCAAGGGCUGCGCACCGGGCGGUAGCGGAAGAGGCCCCUCGAGCAAUCGAAGCUAUGAGGCCUCACGUGGAGAGGGCGGUCAGCAACGCCUGGCAACACACCAGCACCGCCGUCCAGACUGCCGGAGAGGUGAUCAGCCAGCAUGCACAAACGGCAGCUGCCAAUGUGGUGAUUGCG